CUCAACUUAGGUCCUGAAUAGAGUUAGCUUUAUGCCCAUUUACUGAUGGGCUUCGAUUAAUGAGAAAAAAAAAAAAGAAACAAUGAGAGAAGGUUUCAGAAGCUAAUAAUCCCAGAGAAAAAGAACAUACGUAUCUCGAGUCUUGAGUUUCCGAAGCACUUACGACGAUCAAAUUAGCGUUUGUUCCGAAUGCGGCAUUGUCGAUGAAGUACAGAACAUUUUCUUUAUACAAGAAUGUCCAGUCCGACUUCUAAAGCUACUUGGACACCUGUGUUCCAUGGUAUAUUUGUUGAUUUGUGCCUUGGAGAAAUGUUGAAGAAUGAACCCGGGUCAACGCGAAUUACCAAGGUGGGUUGGAGGAACAUUGUUGGAUCCUUUUAUGCGAAGACUGGUGUGAGAUAUGACAAAAAGCAAUUUAAGAAUCACUAUGAUUCUACCAGAAAACUAUGGAAAGUCUGGGUCAAGUUGAUUGAUGAUAGCAACAUGAAGUGGGAUCCAGAAACGCGGACGUUUGGUGCUUCUGAGGAAGACUGGCAAAAUUAUAUAAAGAUUAAUAAUAAUGAAGCCAAAUUUUCACAGGCAACCCCAGAAGCUGCGCAGUUUCAGUCUAAGGAAAUCCAGUUUACAGACAAACUCGAUAUCAUCUUUGAUGGAGGAAAUCGAGUUGAGGAAAUGAAAAGGUGGGCCAGUCUCAAGUGGCAGAAUGAUGCUUCAGCUACAUCUCCUUUGCGUGGAAAAGAGCGAGAGAGGAAACGCAAGUAUGUUAGUAGGGAUUAUGAAUCAGAUACGACCAUUAUGGUUGGCUGUUCGCCAACACCAAAAGCUUCUUGGACGCCUGCAUACCAUAAAAUGUUUGUUGAUUUGUGCAUCGAAGAGACAUUAAAGGGGAACAAGUCUGCUACACAUUUUACCAAGGAGGGCUGGAGGAAUAUUGUCGGAUCCUUUAAUGCAAAGACUGGUAUGAAAUACGAUAAAAAACAAAUUAAGAAUCAUUAUGAUUCAACUAGGAAACUAUGGAAAAUCUGGGCUAAGUUGAUUGGUGAUGAUAAGAUGAAAUGGGACCCUCAUACCAAUACGUUUGGUGCUUCUGAGGAAGACUGGCACAAUUGUAUAAAAGUAUUCAUUGCAUUCCCAGAAGCUGCACAAUUUCGGUUUAAGGAGCUCCAGUUUUCUGACAAAUUACGUGUCGUCUUUGAUGGAGCUAUGCCAACUGAGGAAAUGGUAGUAAUGCUUAAAAGGCAAAAUGAUGCCUCAGCUACAUUGCGUGGAAAAGAGCGGGAGAAGAAACGUAGGAAUGCUGGUCGGGAUUGUGGAUUAAAGAGUGCCAUUAUGGUUAAUGCCAUCCCAAUCAGUACAGUUCCAAGUGAGCAGAGCAUGUCCAGUUCAUCACAUCCCAAGGUCAAAGCUGCCUGGACUCCUACAGUGCACAAGAUCUUUGUUGAUCUAUGUCUGCAGGAGACGUUACAGGGGAAUAAGCCCGGGACACAUUUUACAAAGGAAGGUUGGAAAAACAUUAUGGAAUCAUUUUAUGCAAAAACUGGUUUAAAUUAUGGUAGAUUACAACUUAAGAAUCACUGGGAUUCUACCAAGGAACAAUGGAAAAUUUGGUGUAAGCUUAUUGGCACCAGUUACAUGAAAUGGGAUCCAUCUAACCUGAGGUUUGAGGCUAGUGAAGAAGAUUGGAGCAACUAUUUACAGGAAAAUCCAGAAGCUUCACAAUUUCGCUUAAAGGAGCUACAAUUCACUGACAUAUUGGAAGGCAUUUUUAAUGGAACUACUGUUACUGGAGAGACUGAACCUACAGCUCAACAGAGGAAAAGUGAUGAUAGUGUUAUUACUUUCCCUUUUCAUACAAAAGAACCUGACACUGUCAACUUUGACGAGAAAACUGAAUGCCAUUGUGAUGCGGUUGCAUCAAGAAAUGGUGCAAGUAUUCAAAAGAAUGGUAGUGCAGUUUCAUCCACUGAAGGCAAAUGCAAUUAUAGCAUCGGUGAGUGCAUUGAAUGCCUUGAUAGAAUGGAAGAAAUAGAACAAGGAAGUGAGCUCUACAUGUUUGCUUUAGAUGUAUUCCUUAAGCAGGAAUAUAGGGAAAUUUUUCUGCAAUUGAAAACGCCUAAUCUGAGGAUCUCGUGGUUGCAGCGGCUUCAGUCGAGCGGUCCGCCUCCGAUCUAGGCCUUUGUCAUGCUUUCGGUAUAUAUUUUUUUAUUUUAUAGUACCUCAUAGAAAGUGGUGCCUAGGCAAAGGGGUCCGUUCCUUGCAAUAUGACCGAUGACAUAAACUUUCAAAGGGUUUCCUAAACGAGACCAUACUUGGAAGCUGAAAACUGUAUAUCAAUGACCCAUAGACACAAUAAGUAGUAGCUGAUAAAUAGUUCUUUAGUCUAUUGAUAUUAUUAUAGCGUUAUUUUAAUGUGAAUACCUACCUAUCCAUUUGCACUUCGUUUUAAA
Molecule: messenger RNA, 2447 nt
Organism: Vigna unguiculata (cowpea)
Lineage: Eukaryota; Viridiplantae; Streptophyta; Magnoliopsida; Fabales; Fabaceae
Product: Myb/SANT-like DNA-binding domain protein
Source: RefSeq, a predicted model, not a curated record